This is a messenger RNA of Acytostelium subglobosum LB1, 1248 nucleotides long. RefSeq lists its product as hypothetical. Gene Ontology annotation, molecular function: magnesium ion binding; NAD binding; isocitrate dehydrogenase (NADP+) activity. Gene Ontology annotation, cellular component: mitochondrion. Bases 1 to 1248 code for a protein of 415 amino acids. The transcript has 4 exons. Gene Ontology annotation, biological process: isocitrate metabolic process. The record is from RefSeq and is a predicted model, not a curated record. NCBI's taxonomy places the organism in Eukaryota, Evosea, Eumycetozoa, Acytosteliales, Acytosteliaceae.
AUGAUGGCCACCACCCCUAAGAUCCUUGUUGAGAACUACGUCGUUGAGAUGGACGGUGAUGAGAUGACCAGAGUGAUUUGGAAGAUGAUCAAGGAAAAGUUGAUCUUCCCAUUCUUGGAUUUGAAGAUUGAUUAUUAUGAUCUGGGAAUGGAGCACAGAGAUGCUACUGAUGACCAGGUCACCAUUGACUGCGCCAACGCCAUCUUGAAGCAUAAUGUCGGUAUUAAGUGCGCCACAAUCACCCCAGACGAGAACCGUGUCACCGAGUUCAAUUUGAAGCAGAUGUGGAAGAGUCCAAAUGGAACCAUCAGAAACAUCCUCGGAGGCACCGUCUUCCGUGAGCCAAUCCUCUGCACCAACGUGCCACGUCUGGUCACCGGAUGGUCCAAGUCCAUCGUCAUUGGCAGACAUGCCCACGGCGACCAGUACAAGGCCACCGACAUUGUCGUCAAGGGCGCCGGCAAGCUCGAGAUGACCUUCACCCCCGCCGACGGCUCUGCUCCACAAAAGUUCACCGUCUUUGACUUUAAGGAGGGAGGAGUUGCCAUGGGAAUGUACAACACUGAUGAGUCAAUUGUUGGAUUCGCCAAGUCUUGCUUUGAGUUCGCCUUGGAUAAGAAGUGGCCAAUGUACUUGUCCACAAAGAACACUAUCUUGAAGAAGUAUGAUGGUCGCUUCAAGGACAUCUUCCAGCAGAUCUACGACACUGAGUACAAGCAAAAGUACACCGCCGCCGGAAUCUGGUACGAGCACCGCCUGAUCGACGACAUGGUCGCCUACGCCAUGAAGAGCGAGGGUGGCUUCGUCUGGGCAUGCAAGAACUACGAUGGAGACGUUCAGUCCGACUCUGUUGCCCAGGGGUACGGCUCGCUCGGUCUCAUGACCUCUGUGCUGCUGUGCCCAGACGGAAAGACCGUCGAGGCUGAGGCUGCCCACGGCACCGUCACCCGUCACUACCGCGACCACCAGGCUGGCAAGGAGACUUCGACCAACCCUAUCGCCUCCAUCUUUGCCUGGACCCGUGGACUCCUCCACCGUGCCAAGCUGGACAACAACGACCGUCUGACCAAGUUCUGUCUCGACCUCGAGGCCGCCUGCAUUGAGACCGUCGAGUCUGGCAAGAUGACCAAGGAUCUCGCUCUGUGUAUCAAGGGAACCAUCAGCAAUGUCAAGCGUAGCGAUUACUUGAACACCGUCGAGUACAUUGACGCUGUUGCCGAGCUCCUCAGGAAGAAGCUUAACUUGUAA